Glycine soja is the source of this 1606-nucleotide messenger RNA. RefSeq names its product leucine-rich repeat receptor-like serine/threonine-protein kinase BAM2. Lineage: Eukaryota; Viridiplantae; Streptophyta; Magnoliopsida; Fabales; Fabaceae. Bases 126 to 1367 code for a protein of 413 amino acids. The record is from RefSeq and is a predicted model, not a curated record. The transcript has a single exon. Gene Ontology annotation, molecular function: protein binding.
AAAAGCUCCGCUAUGUCCUUUUCCCAAUUUGGACCCUCCUUUUAACACUUCUCUUCUCUGCUCUCUCUUUCAAGUGUGUCUCUCUGUCACACUUACUUACUUUCAUCACUCACUGAACAGAAACAAUGUCCACUCCAUAUUACACACUUGUUCUUCUUCUUCUUCUUCUUCUUAUUGUACUCAUUUCCCCAUCCUCCUCCUCUCUUCAUCCAACGGACCUGAAUGCCCUUCUCUCCAUCAAGAACACCCUCACCGAAGUCUCACCCACGAAGCCCUUCUUCUCCACGUGGAACCUCACCGCACCGGAUCCCUGCUCCUCCUUCUCCGGCGUCACCUGCUUCCUCUCCCGCGUCUCCAUCCUCUCCCUCGGCACCCCCUCCCUUCCACUCGCCGGCACCCUCCCCGCCGAGUCAAUCUCCCAACUCACAGAGUUGACUCAGCUCAUCCUCUCCCCCGGAAUCGUCACCGGCCCCAUCCCUCCCCAACUCGCCCGACUCACCAAGCUCCGAGUCAUCUCGCUCCCUUCCAACCGCUUCACGGGAACCAUCCCUUCCUUUUCCUCUCUCAUUAAGCUCCACACUCUCGACCUGAGUCACAACCAACUCGCCGGGUCACUCCCACCGAGUCUCACCGAGUUGCCCCAACUCAAAGUUCUCAUCCUCGCCUCAAACACUCUCACAGGCACCUUGCCAAGAACCAUCAAUUCGCCGUUACUCCACCUAGACCUAAAAAACAACCAAUUCACAGGACCGUUACCAAUCGCGCUUCCGUCAUCUCUCCGUUAUCUGUCUUUUUCACAGAACCUCAUGUGGGGCCCCCUCACCAACGGCCUAGAAGCACUCUCUGAGUUAGUCUUCCUUGACCUUAGUAUGAAUCAUUUCAGCGGGCCCAUCCCGGCCCAACUCUUCUCCUUCCCCGCACUCUCCAACAUUUUCCUCCAACGGAACAAUCUCUCUGGUGAGCUUGGGCUUGGACCCAGGUCUGGAUUCGGGCCCAAGCCCGGAUCGAUAGUCGAUCUGAGCCAUAAUGCUCUGGGCGGGGAGCUCUCCACGGUGCUCGAGGGAGUGGAGAGCCUGUUCUUGAACAACAACAGGUUCGUGGGGAGUGUGCCGGAGGUGUACAUUAAGAGCGUGUGCCGCGGCAGCACCAGAACGCUGUACCUUCAGCACAACUACCUCACGGGGAUUCCGAUAAGGGACGGAACCGUGGUGCCCGAUACGGCGUCGUUGUGCUUGUCGUACAACUGCAUGGUGCCGCCGCCGACGGUGAUGAUGACGUGUCCGGCCAGCGCCGGCGGGGUGUCGGCGAGGCCGGAGGCUCAGUGCUCCGUGUUUAACCAUCAACGGAGGUUAAUUGGAUUGGAGUGAAUUGUUUGGUGAUGUUACUGUCUGCAACUACAACCACAACUAAGUCAUUGACUACACUUCAAUGUUUUUGCUUUUUUUUUUUUUUCUUUUUGUUUUGGGAUUUUGAUUGAUAACGUAAGGUGUAUUUUGUAACAUGGCCAAGCUGAGUGACGAAACAAGUACUUUUUUUUUUUUUUGGCUGAUUGUGUAUUAUACUUUUAUGAGAUUAAUAUUUUAUAAAAACUUGAAUUAUUGAGUUU